AUGGCGCGUCGACAGAACGUGAUUGCGACCUCCAUCACCCACUCCAUUCGACACAGCGACGAGAAGCGCAAGCCCGUCACGGCUCGCAUUCCUGCCUUCUUCUACGUAUACUGGCUCACCUUUGAGUGUGUGCGCGAGGAUCUCUUCAAAGCUUUGAGAGCAGCCUGGCAAAUCAGCGAAGAUGAAUACAGAAAGAGUUUCGGUGCCGAUGAUAAGGUUGCUGCUGCAUUGAAACCUAUGGGUACUCAUCUCCCAUUGUCAGUACCAUUCCGCAGCAUAGCAGCUGACUUUCCAAGGCGAUAUGGGAUAUUCCGGCUCCACUUUCUUCACCACAACUGACAGCCGAUACCUCGUCAAAAGCAUUCCUCGCCACUUCGAGCACUCGUUCUUCAAGAACGACUUGCUAGUGCCGUAUGCGGAGUACAUGCAGAACAACCCUUCUUCACUGUUAUGCAGGAUUACGGAUUUUCUAGAAUGCUAUGAGUCAAGCAUUGGCACCAUGUUCGGCUCCGCACCAAGCCACCACAUCGUCAUGGACAACAUCUUGUUCGGAAAAGGCGAGGACGGCGCAGAAUGGGAAGAUUGGGAUCUCAAACCCAUGAGCUACUUCUACCCAGAACGCGACGUAGCCGGCGGUGUCUUGUCUAGCGAAGCAACGAAAAGCAAGCUAGCAGACGAGUUCAACGACAAAAUCUUGCUUUCUCUGGAUCAAGCUGAAGAGUUCAAGGCUCAACUUGCAAAGGACACGGCAUUGCUUGCGAAAUCCAACGCUGUCGACUAUUCGCUGUUUCUGGUUAGAAUCCCUUACUCCGAUCCUGCUGAUCCUACGAAGAGUGUCGGCACCGAGAACGUGACUCCGGCAAAGGCUCCCUUCGUGCCUCCCAACCCUCCAAGUUGGCGCACUGGAGCGCGAUCAGUAGACGGCAAGUACCUAUACAGGGCCGCGAUCUUGGAUUUUUUCUGGGCGAAGCAUAAGGUCCACGCAAAAGCAAUGACUGGUCUGAUUAACGUAUACAAUGCUGUUGACCGGCAAGGCCCCAUGAGUGUUACAACGGAGAGUCCGGAAUACAGGAGUCGGUUUAUGAAAAUGUGCACCGACUUGAUCGAGACUCUUUAG
Lecanosticta acicola is the source of this 1117-nucleotide messenger RNA. NCBI's taxonomy places the organism in Eukaryota, Fungi, Ascomycota, Dothideomycetes, Mycosphaerellales, Mycosphaerellaceae. The record is from the annotation of a GenBank genome assembly.